Messenger RNA from Apaloderma vittatum (bar-tailed trogon), 670 nucleotides. RefSeq names its product CD2-associated protein-like. The record is from RefSeq and is a predicted model, not a curated record. Gene Ontology annotation, molecular function: protein binding. Lineage: Eukaryota; Metazoa; Chordata; Aves; Trogoniformes; Trogonidae. The annotation marks the transcript as partial. Gene Ontology annotation, cellular component: cytoplasm; plasma membrane; vesicle. The transcript is spliced from 5 exons.
GAAGUUAAGAAGGAUAUAGAGCCCAAGGAUGAUGCCGUGCCACUCAGGAGGGAGAAAUCUGGCAACGUAGCCAGUCUUGUGCAGCGUAUGAGCAGCUAUGGGCUUCCAGCAGGAGGAUUUCAGCCUCAUCCCCCGUCCAAAAGCUUCAAGAAGAGGUCCAAGAAGCGACAGUGCAAAGUGCUCUUUGAAUACGUUCCGCAGAAUGAGGAUGAGUUGGAGCUCAAGCUGGGGGAUGUAAUCGACAUCAUUGAAGAGGUAGAAGAUGGCUGGUGGAGUGGAACGUUAAAUGGCAAGACAGGGUUGUUUCCUUCAAACUUUGUGAAAGAAUUGGAAUUGACGGAUGAUGGAGAAACCCAGGACACUGUGGAUGACACAGAGUCUGUUUUCAGUGGUUCUACCUCACCUGUGGCCUCUCCAGGAAAUGGGAAUGAACCUGGAUCUGGACCAGCACAGCCAAAGAAAAUCCGAGGUAUUGGGUUUGGUGACAUCUUUAAAGAAGGCUCAGUGAAACUUAAGACAAGAUUAUCCAGUAAUGAAUCAGAAGAUAAAAAGCAGGAUAAGCCAUUACCUAACCAUCCCCCUGGAACAAAGCUAAUUAAUUUUCCCAGUACAAUAAAAACUGAAAGCUCGUCAGAAGUAAUAAAAUCAGAAGCUGAAAGUAAACCAAAAG